AUGCCCUGUCCAUUCAUGGGUUCGCUAAACCAGGCUUUCGUGCGGAACUACGGCAGCGUACUGAUGAAACAGUACGGCAAUUUUUGCCCGAUCAUUUCGAGAGGUUUCCGCAGCCUCGGGCAAGACGAGACGAAAUGUCCUUUCAUUCAGAACAACAACACCGUCGUCGCCGAUGCGCCCAAGGAGAUGACAGAGGACAUCGUCGAGAGCGCACGACCCUACGCCUACGACAAAUUCUUCAAUGAGCAGAUCAGCGCUAAAAAGAGGGAUUACUCGUACCGGGUGUUCAGGAAGGUGUCGCGACUAGCGGCCGACGGUAUGUACCCGCAAGCUUUGGAAGGCCUAGACAACCGUAGGGUGACUGUCUGGUGCGCCAACGACUACCUUGGAGCGUCCCGUCACCCGACGGUGCAAGAUGCAGCCAUCUCUGCCAUCAAAUCCUACGGUACGGGCGCCGGUGGUACUCGCAACAUCGCUGGUAACUCUCAAAUGACGGAGAAGCUAGAAACGGAAAUAGCCAAACUACACAAAAAGCCUGCAGCGUUGAUAUUCAGUUCGUGUUUUGUUGCCAAUGAUGCAACAUUGUCCACGUUAGCUAAGUUACUGCCCGGGUGCAUAGUUUACUCGGAUGCAGGCAACCAUGCGUCUAUGAUACAGGGAAUCAGGAAUAGCAGGGCACCUAAGCACAUAUUUAAACACAAUGACCCUAACCACUUGAGGGAGCUACUCUCUAAAUCGCCUGAAGGCGUACCUAAACUAGUCGUAUUUGAGACUGUCCACUCUAUGAGUGGGGCAAUCUGUCCUCUAGAGGAGAUGUGUAAAGUAGCGCACGAGUUUGGAGCGUUGACGUUCGUGGACGAGGUCCAUGCGGUAGGGCUGUACGGAAAGCACGGGGCCGGCAUCGGGGAAGAGCGGGGCAUCGAGCAUAUGAUCGAUAUCGUUUCUGGUACGUUGGGUAAGGCGUUUGGCAAUGUGGGAGGUUACAUCGCCGGCUCUUCAUUACUGGUAGACACGGUGCGGUCACUGGCGCCCGGGUUCAUCUUCACGACGGCGCUGCCGCCUCCCGUCCUAGCCGGGUCCCUCGCCGCCAUUAGGCUGCUCGCGAGCGAAGAGGGAAGAAGUUUGCGAGCGAAACACCAAGCGAUCGUUCGUUAUUUAAAACUGUCGCUCUUGGUGGCGGGACUUCCGCAGAUGCCCUCCGUGAGCCACAUAGUUCCGGUGCCCAUAACCGGAGCGGAUAAGGUGGCCCUCGUCGCCGAGUCGCUCAUGAAGAGGGGCCAUUACGUGCAAGCGAUCAAUUAUCCCACGGUGGCGCGCGGAGCGGAGCGUCUCCGGUUCGCGCCGGGCCCCUACCACACGCCCGAAAUGAUAGACAGCCUAAUCACUGCCCUAAUCGAAUCAUUCCACGAGAACAACAUAAACUUCAACCAGUUUCUGGUGAACGGGACCUGCCGCGAGUGCAGCAUGGAGUACAAGGUGGACGUGCCCUACGAGGAGAGCGUCAAGUACCCCAUGAUCGCCGCGUAA
Molecule: messenger RNA, 1527 nt
Organism: Leptosia nina
Lineage: Eukaryota; Metazoa; Arthropoda; Insecta; Lepidoptera; Pieridae
Source: the annotation of a GenBank genome assembly